AUGGCUGAAAACCCCCAGGAGAGCCCUUGCCCUCCAGUUGUUACCAAUAUUCAAUGCGUCCUCUCCGCCAGCGUUUACUACCUAUUGCCAAUCAAGCGGGCGAUAGAUAAAGCUGUGAAGCAAGCAAGCGCCCAGACACCUCUGAUCUCCCGCGUGCCCCGCGCCUACGGAGCCUUGCUUCUGAGCUACGCGCCCGGCCUGACCUGGCGCCCACCUCCUCCUCCCCGGCGCCGGGGCACGGGUCCUAGCACCCCGUCCGCAGGGCCUGCGGUCUCCGACACCCCCGAGGCCAGGCGCUGGCGCAGGGCGAGUUCCCUGGGGCUAGCGGGGCUGGCGUACUCGCCCAUCGGCGGGCGCUGCGAUUCUGCGUCAUGACCUGGGCGGGCCUCCGCUGACGCCAUCAGCUCGGCACCUGCCAACAUGGAAGGUGGUGACGGCGGCGUCGCCGUGGCGGGCCUGGGGGCUCCGGGUUCUGGAGGGGCCGCAGCGACAGUGCGGGCGCUUCUGCAGGACGAGUGUUACAGUGACUUUUUAAAUGAAGACUUUGAUGUAAAGACUUACACUUCUCAAUCUAUUCAUCAAGCUGUAAUUGCUGAACAACUAGCCAAACUUGCCCAAGGAAUCAGUCAGUUGGAUAAAGAACUACACUUACAGGUUGUUGCAAGACAUGAAGAUUUACUGGCACAAGCAACUGGCAUUGAGUCUUUGGAAGGUGUUCUUCAGAUGAUGCAGACAAGAAUUGGGGCUUUGCAGGGAGCUGUUGAUAGGAUGAAAGCAAAAAUUGUCGAGCCAUAUAAUAAAAUAGUAGCCCGUACUGCCCAACUAGCAAGACUUCAGGUUGCCUGUGAUUUGCUUCGGAGAAUUAUUCGCAUCUUGUAUCUCAGUAAGAGACUCCAAGGACAACUGCAAGGAGGAAGUAGAGAGAUAACAAAAGCUGCUCAGAGUCUCAAUGAACUUGAUUAUCUUUCUCAAGGAAUAGAUGUUUCUGGAAUAGAAGUAAUAGAAAAUGAUCUACUUUUUAUUGCAAGAGCUCGACUUGAAGUGGAAAAUCAAGCUAAAAGGCUGCUAGAGCAAGGUGUAGAGAUUCAGAGUCCAACUGAAGUUGAACUCCAUGUUUUCGCUAGGGGUCCUGGACGAUCUACUAUGCCAGCCCCAGGAAAUACUGCAGCUUUUCGUGCUUCCCUUUGGACCAAUAUGGAGAAACUUAUGGAUCAUAUUUGUGCUGCUUGUGGACAGGUACAACAUCUACAAAAAGUACUAACCAAGAAGAGAGAUCCUGUUUCUCACAUUUGUUUCAUUGAAGAAAUAGUUAAGGAUGGGCAGCGUGACAUUUUAUACAUAUUUUGGAAUUCAGUUACUCAGGCACUUUCUUCUCAGUUUCAUAUGGCAACAAAUUCAUCUAUGUUUUUGAAACAGGCUUUUGAAGGAGAAUAUCCUAAAUUAUUACGCCUUUACAAUGAUUUAUGGAAGCGUCUCCAACAGUAUAAUCAAAAUAUCCAAGGAAAUUUUAAUGCAACUGGAAGUACAGACCUCUAUGCUGAUGUACAAAACAUGGAAGAUGAUAAACAAGAUAUAUUCAUACCAAGAAAGCUGGAUUAUGAUCCAGAAAAAGCUUUGAAAGACUCACUGCAACCUUAUGAGGCUGCUUAUCUCUCCAAGUCCUUAUCUCGCCUCUUUGAUCCUAUCAACUUGGUUUUCCCCCCUGGUGGGCGUAACCCUCCUUCUCCUGAUGAACUUGAUGGAAUCAUGAAAACUAUAGCAAGUGAACUAAAUAUAGCUGCUGUUGAUGCAAACCUCACAUUAGCUGUGUCAAAAAAUGUGGCAAAGACCAUCCAGUUAUAUGGUGUAAAAUCAGAGCAGCUUCUGUCCACACAAGGAGAUGCAAGCCAGGUGAUUGGGCCUCUUACUGAAGGGCAGAAAAGAAAUGUGGCUGUAGUGAAUUCCUUGUAUAAGUUGCACCAGUCAAUCACAAAGGUAGUUUCCAGUCAGAGCUCAUUCCCACCAGCUGCUGAGCAAACUAUAAUUUCAGCCUUAAAGGCGAUUCAUGCUCUUAUGGGGAGUGCUGUGCAGCCCUUACUGACUUCGGUGGGAGAUGCCAUUGAGGCCAUAAUCAUCACCAUGCAUCAAGAAGAUUUUUCUGGGUCAUUAUCCAGCUCAGGAAAGCCUGAUAUUCCUUGUUCCUUGUACAUGAAGGAGCUACAGGGUUUCAUUGCCAGAGUUAUGAAUGACUACUUUAAACAGUUUGAAUGCUCAGAUUUUGUCUUUGACAACACUGAAGCUAUUGCCCAAAGAGCAAUUAAACUUUUUAUCCGCAAUGCCAGUCUUAUAAGGCCUCUUGGUGAAGGCGGGAAAAUGCGACUUGCUGCUGAUUUUGCGCAGAUGGAGUUGGCGGUUGGUCCAUUUUGCAGACGAGUAUCUGAUUUAGGAAAGUCCUAUCGAAUGCUGAGGUCAUUCAGACCACUGCUCUUCCAGACAAGCGAACAUGUUGCCAACAGCCCCGCACUGGGGGAGAUCAUCCCAUUCAGUGUCAUCCUUCAGUUUCUGUUCACCAGAGCACCUGCUGAGCUGAAGUCUCCCUUCCAGAGGGCUGAGUGGUCGCAUGCACGUUUCUCCCAGUGGCUGGACGACCACCCAUCUGAAAAGGACCGGCUCCUUCUGAUCAGGGGGGCGCUGGAAGCUUAUGUUCAAUCCGUGAAAAGCAGAGAAGGCAAAGAAUUCGCCCCAGUGUACCCCAUCAUGCUCCAGCUGCUCCAGAAGGCAAUGUGUGCUCUUCAGUUGCAAUAAGCAGUCUGUUCAUCUCCAAGUGGUGCUGGCUGUGCCCCAAGACUUGAAACCAUCAUGGACCUUGCCUGUAUUUACAUUCAUCUUCACCUCUGUAGCACUUCUACUUUCAGUAGCACAAAAUGGCAAGAUUCAUCACCACCUUUAAACUCCACAGGCCUGAUUCACCCAAGACAUCCAACGUUUUUCCUCUUAACAGUCGGUUGGGUUUUUUUGGUGCUGGGAAUCAAAGUCAUGACCUUGUGCUUGCCAGGCAGGCACAGCGCGCUGAGCCCCCAUGGCUAAGUGAUGGAGCAGUGAGGCCCCCACCCGCACCUCCCUCAGGCAUGUGGCCCCGUUCUUUUCAGAUUGGCUUACACACUUAAGUCACCAGGAAAGCUUCCAAAAAAUCCAGAUGUGCAUGUUGUAUGCUUAACACAUCUUAGGGCAGCAGUCAGGAAUGGAUGUUUUAAAAAUAAGUAUCUCUGCCAAGUAGAAAUUCCAGUGUGCACUGGUGCUAGCACUGGUGCAGUCUAAAGCUAAGGCAAGGCUGAGCGCUCAAGUGGGACACAGUAUCUUAGUGACGAUUUAAAUAAAGCUUUAUACACUGGCACUUCAUUGACAGGUAUGGGGGGGCUAUUCAGUAGCUUCGUAACAAAGAUGAUUAACAGUAACGCAGCCUUAUUUUGCUAAUGCUCAUGUCCCAUUGUUGUUGUUAAUUUUA
Octodon degus (degu) is the source of this 3484-nucleotide messenger RNA. It is a transcript of the gene Cog5, whose product is annotated as component of oligomeric golgi complex 5. Lineage: Eukaryota; Metazoa; Chordata; Mammalia; Rodentia; Octodontidae. Gene Ontology annotation, cellular component: COG complex. The record is from RefSeq and is a predicted model, not a curated record. Gene Ontology annotation, biological process: intra-Golgi vesicle-mediated transport.